UACAUAUGUGAAAAAUGGAAAGAAAUCUAUUGGGAUGCGAAGAGACUCGGCGAAAGGUCGCGACUCCAUUUGUCCCGUCCCCGGACACACUAUAAAUACGAUACGGUUGAUGCGCCGUCUUGUCAUUUCACUUCUCGUUCUUCCAUCUCCUCCAAGCUUUCAUUUCUGAUAAUGGCUUCACAUUCUAAACUUCAAAAGCUCUCAAAUCCUGAUAGAAUCAGCGAUUUGCCUGACUCACUUCUCCUGCACAUUCUAUCUUUUCUCCCCCUUAAAUCCGCUGCACUCACUUCUUCUCUCUCGAAUAGAUGGAAGCAUCUUUGUCUCUCACUCCCAAAUCUUGAUUUCAACCAUGAGGAUUUUACUGCAAACCCUACCAAUUUCUUCAAAUGCGUUGAUCACCUGUUGACGGCGCGGAGAAAUAAUGCGGUUCUCGACAGAUUUAGUAUCGCUUGUAGCGAGGAUAUGGAUGCGGGUCGGGUUGAUUUUUGGUUAUGUAGGCUUGUUGGAUGCUACAAUGUCAAAGUCAUUAACUUAUCGCUUGAUUUUACGGACCCAUAUAGAUUACCAACACAAGUUUACCAAUGCGAAACCCUUGAAGCUUUGACCCUCAAUUCGAAUAUUCUGAUUGAUGUUCCUGAAAUUCUUACCCUGCCGAGGCUCGGUGUGCUUGAACUUUGUGGCGUUGUGUUUUCGAGCAGUGAGUCGGGGGAUAAGCUAUUGAGCAAUUGUCCGGUGCUUGAGAGGUUAGUGAUUCAAGAUUGCUCGUGUCUUAGUGGUAAUCGUGUGAACAUUGUUGGAUCUGGUUUGAAGACUUUGCGGUUACAAUACUCUGAAUUCUUUGAUGAGGAAUUUGAGUUGAUGUUUGUAAUUGAUGCGCCGGCUGUAGUGAAUCUUUAUAUCAAUAGAUCAAAAGGUGUGGAGAUUAAAUCACGUAUGCCGUUUUUAGAAAUGGCAACUAUUGAUGACUAUGUGGAACAGCGGGAGUUGAGCACUGUACGUACAGACCGCUUGUUUGGAAUUGUUGAGAUGAUUCCUCAUGUCAGGCGUCUGACGUUAUGCAGCGAUGCUGUCGUGGCUCUCAGCGGUGCUGACAAACAUACUCUUCCUAUAUUUCAUAACUUGACUGACUUGGAGCUUUCAUUUAAUGGGGAGGCUGUGCGGGCUGCUUGGUCUUUCCUGCCUAAAGUACUUGCAAGUUCAUUGGUCCUGGUUAAACUUGUCCUUCCACAUGGACUUCCUAGGGGCUUCCAUGCUGAACGCAGACGUUCUCGCUUAUCGUUUAUUAAACCAGAAAUUGUUCCAGCUUGUUUAUCCUUUCACCUUAAAAAUAUUGAAAUUAGAGAUUUUUGGGGAACAACUGAAGAGUUAAUCAUCAUUGAAUACAUGCUUAAGCAUGCUAGAGUUUUGAACAAGAUGUCCAUUGAUUGUUCGCGUUUGUGGUUAAAGGAAAUGACAGUGGGUAUAAAAAGGAAGCGGCACCGACCCUUGAUCCUCAGUGAAAUUAAAAAGAAAGUUUUAGAAUUUCACAGGUGUUCGACAUCUUGCAAGCUUGACCUUAGUCCUUAAUGAAGUAGAAGGAAAAUGUUUGAACUUCCUAGAUGCUCUUAGAACCUCUAUCCUUGAUAUUAUCAUAAAGAAAUGUUCUUUAUAAGUGAUAAAGAUAUGUCCUCUGUAAUGAUAUGUACAAGUGAAUGUUUAUAAUGUUUAAACUCUUUUAUUAAAUAUUAUUGUAUGUUUAAUGAUUUCGUAGUA
Messenger RNA from Daucus carota subsp. sativus, 1752 nucleotides. Its product is annotated as F-box/LRR-repeat protein At3g26922. Bases 172 to 1566 code for a protein of 464 amino acids. NCBI's taxonomy places the organism in Eukaryota, Viridiplantae, Streptophyta, Magnoliopsida, Apiales, Apiaceae. The transcript has 3 exons. The record is from RefSeq and is a predicted model, not a curated record. Gene Ontology annotation, molecular function: protein binding.